CUCCUCCGGCUAUCAGUCAUCGACAACAGUUGGAAUAAACACGAACAUCAGUAUGGGAGGGUGAGAGAAAGUAUUGCUAUUCUACUCUUAAUCAAAAGGGGAUUCUCACAUCUCAAGCGGUGCGGUUUGUCUUGUGGCGUCCUUCUCAGGGGCGCGGCAUUGUUGCCCGGGAGGAGGGAAAAAGAGUCUGUCAAUUGCGUUCCCAAGGAGAGGAGACGAGGGGAGAGGGGAAAGGAACCGUUACUGUUCUACUUGUCAAAUUGCGUUGCGUCGAGGGAGGGCCAUGAUGGUUGGCUCUCAUUUUUAUUAGCGAGACAUUCCAAUAUCGUAUUUCUUCGCUCAAGCGAAAGGCCGACAAGAAAACAUGCGGACCGUGUCAUCGAUACCAAAGGAGCCGGAGCAGGUGAUGAAACAAAGAGAUGGGUCCGUACUGGGGAAGAAGACGAUACUCAAGAGCGAUCAUUUUCCUGGAUGCCAGAACAAGCGCUUGAUCCCGCAGAUCGAUGGUGCACCCAACUAUCGCAAGGCUGACUUGUUGCAUGUCCACGGUGUUGCUAUUCCAACCAUUCAUGGCAUUAGAAAUGUUCUAGACCACAUAAGAGCUCAAAUGCCGGGGAAGCAAACUCAUGUCCUUUGGAUUAAUCUGCGUGAGGAACCGGUGGUAUACAUAAAUGGACGUCCUUUUGUCUUGCGGGAUGUGGAAAGGCCAUUCUCCAAUCUAGAGUAUACGGGUAUCAACAGGCAGAGACUGGAGCAAAUGGAGGAUCGACUAAAAGAAGAUAUUCUGCUUGAAGCUGCUAGGUAUGGAAAUAAGAUCCUUGUUACUGAUGAGCUACCAGAUGGUCAGAUGGUCGAUCAAUGGGAACCAGUGACAAUUGCUUCUGUAAAAACACCGCUGGAGGUGUAUGAGGAACUGCAAAAACUAAAGUAUCUUGUUGACUAUGAAAGAGUUCCUAUAACAGAUGAAAAAUCACCCAAAGAGCAGGAUUUUGAUAUUCUUGUUCAAAAAAUUUCUCAAGCUGAUAUGAAGACAGAGAUAGUAUUUAAUUGCCAAAUGGGACGUGGAAGAACGACAACCGGGAUGGUGAUUGCAACAUUGAUUUAUCUUAAUCGACUAGGAGUUUCAGGUAUUCCCAGGACCAAUUCAAUUGGCAAAGUUUCUGACUGCAGUUCAAGCAUCACAGACAAUUUACCAAAUUCUGAGGAAGCAAUUCUUAGAGGCGAAUAUGCUGUCAUUAGAAGCCUGAUUCGGGUUUUAGAGGGUGGUGUUGAAGGCAAAAGACAAGUUGACAAAGUCAUCGACAAAUGUGCUUCAAUGCAGAACUUACGUGAAGCCAUUGCUACUUAUCGCAACAGUAUAUUAAGGCAACCAGAUGAGAUGAAGAGGGAGGCAUCACUAUCCUUCUUUGUGGAGUACUUGGAAAGAUAUUACUUCCUAAUUUGCUUUGCCGUCUAUCUCCAUACAGAAAGAGAAGCACUUAAUGCUAAACUCCCAGAUGGGUGCAGUUUCACUGACUGGAUGAAAGCAAGGCCAGAGUUGUAUAGCAUAAUCCGAAGGUUGCUAAGGAGAGAUCCAAUGGGAGCACUUGGACAUACAAUUUUGAAACCAUCUCUAACAAAAAUUGCAGAAUCUGCUGAUGGCCGCCCCUGUGAGAUGGGUCAAGUUGCCGCAAUGAGAAAUGGGGAGGUACUUGGCAGUCAAACUAUUCUUAAAAGCGAUCACUAUCCUGGCUGUCAAGACUCUAGUUUGUCAGAAAGAGUAGAUGGUGCCCCCAAUUUUAGAGAAAUUCCUGGUUUUCCAGUAUAUGGUGUUGCCAAUCCUACUGUGGAUGGGAUUCGAUCUGUCAUCCAACGCAUUGGCAGCUGUAAAGGUGGGCGCCCUGUGUUUUGGCACAACAUGAGGGAAGAACCUGUUAUCUACAUCAAUGGAAAACCCUUCGUACUUCGUGAAGUUGAAAGACCAUAUAAAAACAUGCUGGAGUACACGGGGAUUGACUGUGAAAGAGUCGAAAGAAUGGAAGCUCGUCUGAAAGAUGAUAUUCUGCGAGAAGCUGACCUUUAUCAUGGGGCUGUAAUGGUUAUUCAUGAAACCGAUGAUGGUCAAAUAUUUGAUGCCUGGGAGAAUGUGAGGCCUGGUGCAGUUCAAACCCCAUUGGAGGUUAGUUGCCUAGAGGCUGAUGGUUUCCCAAUCAAGUAUGCUCGUGUGCCAAUCACUGAUGGUAAAGCUCCCAAAAGUUCUGACUUUGACUUACUGUCAAUGAAUACAUCUGCUUCAAAGGACACAGCUUUUGUUUUUAACUGCCAGAUGGGUAUAGGAAGAACAACCACUGGUACUGUAAUUGCUUGUCUUCUAAAACUUCGAAUAGAUUAUGGAAGACCUAUUAGAGUAUUAACUGAUAAUACAUCACCUGAAGAGUUCGGUGGUGGUAUAUCAAGUGGUGAUGAAAGCGAAUGUCAUGCUUCAACAUCUACAGCAAUGACGACAAAACCUCAAAGAUACACAAGUUAUGCAUUUGGGAUAAAUGACAUUCUUUUGCUAUGGAAGAUAACAAGAUUGUUUGACAAUGGGGUUGAGUGCAGAGACGCCUUAGAUGCUGUAAUUGAUAGAUGUUCAGCUUUGCAGAAUAUUCGCCAAGCUGUCUUGCAGUACAGGAAGUUAUUCAAUCAGCAACAAGUUGAGCCUCGGGAGAGAAGAGUGGCACUAAACCGGGGUGCUGAAUACUUGGAGCGUUAUUUUCGUUUGAUUGCUUUUGCAGCAUAUCUUGGUAGUGAAGCUUUUGAUGGAUUUUGUCGACAGGGAGAUUCAAAGAUUACGUUUAAGAAUUGGUUGCUUCAGCGACCAGAAGUUCAAGCCAUGAAGUGGUCCAUUCGGUUACGGCCUGGGCGAUUCUUUACUGUCCCUGAGGAACUGAGAGCUCCACAUGAAUCUCAACAUGGAGAUGCAGUAAUGGAGGCCAUUGUCAAGGAUCGCAAUGGUUCAGUUCUGGGCAAAGGAUCUAUACUGAAGAUGUACUUCUUUCCUGGUCAAAAAACUUCAAGCCAUAUACAGAUUCAUGGAGCACCACAUGUAUACCAGGUGGAUGGUUAUCCUGUAUACAGUAUGGCAACACCAACAAGCGGUGCAAAGGGCAUGUUAGCAUACCUUGGUGCCAAGCCUGAUCCUACUGGAAGCACUCCUCAGAAGUAUGUAACUGAUCUGAGGGAAGAAGCAGUUGUUUAUAUCAAUGGAACGCCUUUUGUGCUCAGGGCGCUGAAUAACCCUGUUGACACGCUGAAACAUGUUGGAAUCACUGGUUCAGUUGUAGAACACAUGGAGGUACGACUUAAAGAAGAUAUCAUAACAGAGAUUAGACAUUCUGGUGGUCGAAUGCUUUUACACCGUGAAGAAUAUAGUCCAGUGUCAAAUCAAGUCAGUGUCAUUGGAUAUUGGGAGAAUAUAUUUGCAGAUGAUAUCAAGACUCCGGCUGAGGUUUAUGCAGCUCUGAAAAAUGAAUGCUAUAAUAUAGCAUACAGGAGGAUACCUUUAACUAGAGAGAGAGAGGCUCUGGCCUCUGAUAUUGAUGCUAUCCAGUACUGCAAAGAUGACUCUGCAGGGUCUUAUCUGUUUGUAUCACACACAGGAUUUGGAGGGGUUGCCUACGCAAUGGCUAUUCUUUGUAUUAAACUUGAAGCAGAUGCAAACUUGACAUCUGUAGUGGUUGCUCCGAGAUCUGUAGUGGUUGCUCCACAUUCAUCCUUUACUGAGGAGAAGCUAGCUUCCCAAACUUCUGAUGAAGAAGCACAGCAAAUGGGUGAUUAUCGGGACAUAUUAAGCCUUACGAGAGUUCAGCAUGGUCCUGAGAGCAAGGCGAACGUUGACACCGUUAUAGAACGGGUGUGCGGGGCAGGACAUUUGCGUGAUGAUCUUUACUAUGCGAAGGAACUUGAGAAACUUCCUGAUGAUGAUGAUGAGAAUCGGGCAUACCUGACUGACAUGGGUACUAAAGCUCUAAGGCGAUACUUCUUCUUGAUCACAUUUAGAUCUUACCUCCACUGCACUUCUGCGACUGCGACUGAGACGAGAUUUACUGCCUGGAUGGAUGCAAGACCGGAGCUCGGCCACCUGUGCAAUAACCUGAGGAUCAAAUGAUGGUGGACCGGACCGACCAUUGGCCGCUUAAAAACACAACCGGAAGCUGGCUUUCCUUGAUAAAUAGUAGUGGUGGCAAGCAAAAAGAUGCAUAUUCGCUACAUGGAUGAAAAUAACGCCACAAAUAAAAUAGUUAUUUUCCUCUAACUUCAUCAUAAAUAAUAUGAAUUACAGUUGGAAAUGCUAUGACUAUUCGUUUUUUAACAUGAAGUGUAAUAGUAUGAUUUUUUAUGAGAAGAACCCAAAUAACUUGGGCCGUUUGGAAUC
This is a messenger RNA of Coffea arabica (coffee), 4396 nucleotides long. Lineage: Eukaryota; Viridiplantae; Streptophyta; Magnoliopsida; Gentianales; Rubiaceae. The record is from RefSeq and is a predicted model, not a curated record.